This is a messenger RNA of Olea europaea var. sylvestris, 1580 nucleotides long. Its product is annotated as zinc finger protein GIS2-like. Gene Ontology annotation, molecular function: nucleic acid binding; zinc ion binding. Bases 616 to 1374 code for a protein of 252 amino acids. Lineage: Eukaryota; Viridiplantae; Streptophyta; Magnoliopsida; Lamiales; Oleaceae. The record is from RefSeq and is a predicted model, not a curated record. The transcript is spliced from 4 exons.
ACUCUCACUUCGCAUCUGCCCUUCCCCAAUUUUUUCCAUAACAUUCGGUGCCCAGUGUCCAACUGACCCGUCUCUCGAGGUCGCUCUCUCGUUUCUUACAAUUUUUACGAUUAAUCUAGAUUUACUGCUUAGGGCGGAGGCAUAUGUUUUAUUCUUAGGGUUUCUGAUUCCGCGAUAUUCAUGAUUCGGCCUUGUUUCGUCAGUUGAUUUCGGGUGAUUUAGCGAUUUUGUAAGCUAAGGUUAUGGAAUCACUCUCAUAUAUAUGUAUGACAUGUGCUGAAAAGCGAUUUGUUUAAGUUCUUUGUUAGUAGUUGACGUGAUGCAUAUAACAUGAGAUGCUUGAAUGCUAUGGAUGUGGUUAGACAGUAUUUUGUUGAAUUAGGGAAUUCAGCAGGUGCUGUGUUCAAUUCUAUAACCGAUGUAUGGUGGUGGUGUUUGUUGAAAAAUUGUAAUAGUUGUGUGGGAAUUUGGUGUUUAAAUCAUGAAGGAUAAAAAUGUGGACUCACUGAUGUGGCUUUGGGUGUGGUUGUGGUGGACAGGGAGGUGGCAGCAGCUGUGGUGUUGGUGAUAUUUUUCCAGGUAGUUGGUGGUUUACAGAGUGGUGUAGUUUUGAAAAUGAGCUUAGACAACAGGAGCCGGAGCAGAAGUCGAAGCAGGAGCAGGAGCCGGAGCCCAAUGGAUCGUAAGAUGCGUACUGAACGGUAUUCUUACCGUGAUGCACCAUAUAGACGGGACUCACGUCGGGGUUUCAGUCAGAGUACUCUGUGCAAUAACUGCAAAAGGCCCGGUCAUUUUGCCAGAGAAUGCCCUAAUGUGGCAAUCUGUCACAAUUGUGGUCUUCCUGGGCAUAUUGCAUCAGAAUGCACGACGAAAUCUCUUUGCUGGAACUGUCGAGAACCUGGCCAUAUGGCUGGAAAUUGUCCUAAUGAGGGAAUCUGCCAUACUUGUGGUAAGGCAGGACACCGUGCAAGGGAUUGCACUGCUCCACCAUUGCCACCUGGUGAUCUGAGGCUGUGCAAUAACUGCUUUAAGCAAGGCCAUAUGGCGGCUGAUUGUACAAAUGACAAGGCCUGCAAGAAUUGUAGGAAACCAGGUCAUCUCGCCCGUGAUUGUCAGAAUGAUCCUGUCUGCAAUUUGUGCAAUAUAUCUGGCCACGUGGCUAGAGAGUGCACAAAGGGCAAUAUCCUUGAAGAGAGGGGUGGGUUUCGUGGAGGUGGAUACCGAGACAUUGUGUGUCGGAACUGCAACCAGAUAGGGCAUAUGAGUCGUGAUUGUAUUGCAAUGGCUAUAUGUCAUAACUGUGGGGGAAGAGGACACAUGGCAUUCGAGUGUCCUUCUGGGAGGUUCAUGGACCGCUUUCCUAGAAGGUAUUAAAAACGGAUGAGAUAUGUGGCUCAUUCCUUACUUGUUUUGUUAUUUGAAGUGAGAUUGUUGUUUUCAUCUUUUAGAGUGAUUUUAAGGUUUGAACUCGGCAAAUCUUGACUUAGUUCUUGGAAAAUUGUUAUGAUUGUACUAUUUUCAACUAAGCUCGUUCAUUAUGGAAUACUUAACAGCCCGUGUUCGGUGCCAUAAAUGUUGCA